GGUACAUGCGGUCAGAGGGCAGGGUUGAAACAAGAGCAGCCAAUCACCAGGCGUCGAGCUCACGUUGCCCAAUGGAACGUUGGAACUUUCAUUUGGAACGUGGAUACACUGAGGGGGCGGGGCCUGAGCUGAGAGUGGCGGAAGUGCUACUGGACAUGGCAGUUCCUCAAGUCCAACUGAGUACACUCUGGGCUGGUUUUGAUAAUGUUGUCGAAAGUGUCAGCAAACUACCCCAAGAUUUGUUUGCAGAGGUGUGCCAACAGAUUAUGUUAUACCUACAAUGCAAAAUCCCUGGUGUGAAUACACUUGAACUGGUUGAAAGACUUCAAGCUGCUGGUGUUGAACUGGAUUUUGAAGCUACCAAGGAGUUAGUUCACGUUAUCUCCUUGUUUUUCAGGUAGCAAACAUUUAUAAUAUGUCUGCC
Rhincodon typus (whale shark) is the source of this 424-nucleotide messenger RNA. Its product is annotated as COMM domain-containing protein 6. The record is from RefSeq and is a predicted model, not a curated record. The coding region runs from base 6 to 401 and encodes 131 amino acids. Lineage: Eukaryota; Metazoa; Chordata; Chondrichthyes; Orectolobiformes; Rhincodontidae. The transcript has 4 exons.